AUGAAGAUCAUUUUAAUUUUACUAUCCAUUAUAGCGAGAAGUACUCAACUUACGCUGAGUGACUGUGGCACAGAAGCAAGGCGGCCACAGGUGAGCGACAUCGCGGUGCAGUGUGGCACUGCAUCCAUUGGUCUGGCCAUUCAGAUCUGCCCGGUCAUCUACACUGGCUACAAUGAUACUCUUCUGAUCCUGAACCAUAUGUUGGACCUGCCCUGUAGAGCAACCCUUGAUGAGUCUGUGAGUCCGCCUGUUGCUCGCUUUAACUUCCCUCUCAAUAUGACCCAUGCCUGUGGAAGCACAUUCAGGACCAGCAGUGCUGCUGGGACGGGUAUAUUCUCAGACUUUUCCAACGUUCAGACAGUGAACAUCAGUGGUGUUAUUCGCUCUGUCGAUCCUACAACAGGUGCGAUCACUUACAAUGCUGAGCUGAAGUACUACUACUCCUGUGCCUAUCCCCUUGAAUACCUGAUCAACAACACCCAGAUUGAUGUGUCAGCCUCCUCCAUUGCAAUCAAGGACAACAAUGGGAGUUUCAUCAGCACCUUAAGCAUGGAGCUCUUCAAGGAUGCCAACUAUACCAGACCAAUGGCCAUUCCACAGCUGGGGAUUGAGCUGAGGACCAACGUGUAUGUCGAAGUCAAGGCCACCAACUUGACCGGGCAGUACAACGUCCUCCUUGACCGGUGCUAUGCCUCUGUCUCCGCACUGCCUACCAACUCCAGCUACUUCAACCUCUUUGUCCCCUGCUCAAAAGAUCGUUUCACCACCAUGGUCGAGAACGGCGACAGCCAGAGUGCCAGAUUCCGCUUCCCGGCCUUCCGUUUCAUCGAGCAGCAGAACGAGACCGUGUCCACCUACUACCUCCACUGCAUCACCCGGCUGUGUGAAAUCAGCACCUGCAGCACCUUCAAGCAGUGCAGCAAAAGACGGAAGAGGAGCUCCCUGGACACAUCUGUCGAUGGCAUAAGCAAGACGUACACCAUCACCUCUACGGAGAUCAUCACCAAAGCUGACACCAAUGAAUCUAAAGAAAAGCCCCUUGUUGCUGAGGAAGAAGAGGACUCUGCCGUUGGGCUUGGAGUUGCUGUUGGCAUCCUUGCCUUUGCUUGCAUUAUUGCCCUUAGUGUUUCAGCUGUGUUUUACAAAAGGCUCAGGACCUAA
Molecule: messenger RNA, 1161 nt
Organism: Labrus bergylta (ballan wrasse)
Lineage: Eukaryota; Metazoa; Chordata; Actinopteri; Labriformes; Labridae
Product: zona pellucida-like domain-containing protein 1
Cellular component (GO): cell surface
Source: RefSeq, a predicted model, not a curated record